Molecule: messenger RNA, 4245 nt
Organism: Orbicella faveolata
Lineage: Eukaryota; Metazoa; Cnidaria; Anthozoa; Scleractinia; Merulinidae
Source: RefSeq, a predicted model, not a curated record
ACACACUGGUACAUGCAUUUUCUGUUCUUAGCUUUAGAAUAGAAACAAUUUCCAUAAAUGGUGUCCAAGCAGGAAAUGUUUUUAGACAAACUAGUAGUCAUUGGAGUGAGAUAAGAUUUAAUCAGAACAACAGACGAAAAGAAGCCUUAGUGUUCUCCUUCAAAAGGACAUUUUGGACUACAAACAUGAAGCAUCCGCUGACAUGCCUUUUAGCGAUCACUGCAGUUUCCCUUUUCAUAGGAUCAGACUUCGCCAACGGUCAAUACUCCAAAGUAGCCAUUCCGGGAUAUAAAAUCAAGAUAGUAGGCUGUUUUAAGGAAAAUACCAAGGCGCCGUACAUCCCCGAGCGACUCUUCAGCGAUGCCACUGGAUUCAAAUCAAAAACAAAGAUCGAUUUUAAGAACUUUGGCCGAUACAUUCUGGGUGCCGUCCAGAGAUGUGGAUCUGCUGCUCUGAAAAAAAAAUACGAAUUCUUUGCAUUGAGAAAAGUAGGCGAUUGCCAUUCUGGUAAAGUGUCAGCCACGUAUGCGAAAAGUGGUACUUCGAAAGCUUGCAAAAACUCUGACGGCCUUAAGUGCGCCAAGAAUCAAGACUGCGUCGGUAAUGUAGGCGGUACUGCUAAUUUCGUCUACAAAUUGGAAAGUCUUCCUACCACUCCGACUACCAAACCAACAACAAAGGCGACUACAAAACCGGGUGGAGGAUCGACAAGUGCCACCACACCUGUUGGCGGGAAACCAACGACUGGAACUGCUGCCACACUGAACGCUUUGACUUGUCAGAAUUACCUGGUCGCCAUAAACUUUUCUCCCGGUGCUAGUACAAGUAAACCAGCUAUUCCCACCCCGUCCAAAAAACCUACCGCAGCCGGAAAGCCAACAGCUCCCACAGUGGCGACACCGACAACACCCGCUACAACUAGCGGGCAAUCAGCUAUAGAGGCAAAAGUCAAGAACAUUUAUAAGGGAUAUACUUGUCUGACAUGCUUGAGGACUAUUAAUGCCAGCUCUUCUACAGUGUUCCUGAUGCUGCAAUUCACAUGCCAGGGACAACAUUUGAAGAAACUCGUCGCUGGAAUUGGGGCCAGCAAUAUUAUUAAAGCGGAAUGCUACCCACCAACUUGUGCUCCUUCCACCUACCCCUGCACCUCUCCUUGUGGAGUGGCUACAUGCCCCAUGUCACCAACUCUCCCCUAUCCAUCAGUUUGCCCAGCGACCGUACCAGCUCCAGCUCCCGCUCCGAUCCCACCUCCACAGUGUCCGAUGUCCUGCCCGUCAAUGUGCGCUCCUGCGUGUAAUUCAUUCUGCUGUCGGUCCAUGAUACGCCACAAAAGCAUAACGGGACAGUCAGCCAAGAAAUCUGCUACGAAACAAACUGGCGAUUUUGAGGACGACGAGGAGGAGGAUGAAGAAGACGAAGAUGAUGAAGAUGACGACAUGGAUAUUGACGAGAACAACUAAAGUUUGGCAAGCUGGUUUUCGUUUCACUGAUAGACGUUACCGAACUGAAGUGCCCUAAAUAGAGAUUUAACCAAUGUUAAGUAACGAAAGAUAAGCCUUUGCAUAUUUGACAUUAUGUUCUCAAAUAAAUUAACGAUGCGGUAAUUCAUUAGGUUUACCACUGAAUUUAAACCGUUUUGAAAUUGUUAUCUGCAAACUGCACAAGAUGAAAAUUUACUGAAUCAUGUUAUAUUAAAUUGUUAUGUUAAAUUUCUAAUGCUGUUACGUCUUUAGUUAACAUUUUAAGCCCAGCUUGUAGUCAGUUUACCAUUUUUAUUGCUAAUUAAUGUCACGAAGGGCGGUGGAAAUUUAAAACUCAGGCACGAAUUAUUGAUGACCUGAGAGUUUUAGGCCAGUUUCUUGCUUGGUCUAAGGCAAUUUCGAUAUAUUAAAAUUCAGCCUAAAGCAACAGACCACAGCACGAGGCUCCGGGGAAUAAACCCCACAAACUCUGUUGUUAUUCCCCAGAGACUCGCACGGAAGUCUAUUGUUUUUGGCUGAAUUUCAAUAUAUCGAAAUUGGUCUCUUGCUUAGAGGCCACACCAUAACCACGGCCUUUGGAAUUAUAUCGCAUCCCCAUGCGCUUUUCUGGCCCUUGACCCCAUUUUCGUGUCAGACAUCUUAUGUCAAAACUGAUGCCUAAGUGCGACCCAGCGCUUUUGGUUAGUUUAACCAGGAGUUGUACAUAUUUACAUCCUCAAUAGGAAAAAAGAUGGCGGCUCUACAUUUUACCACAUCCCAUACACAACUCAGAAAGUACAAGGAGAGUCAUAUUUUUGCAAUAUUUGUUCCUGUGCUAACGAAAUUGUGUAUGCUAGGUCUGUAGGUUUAAGAUCUUUUCUAUACGUAUUUAUUAGCGUUGUUAAAGUUGUCGUCCGCUAAGAAUUAUGCAUAAAUGUACCAGUCGCCACCAUUUUUCUACGGAGAAUUACUCAAGAUUGACACUGAACAUUUUCGAGAAUGAUAAUGCCUGUUCUCUUCAUUUUUAGCUAGGAAAACUGGUCAAAUCUAGGAUUUUUUCUCGACUGUUCUUUAUUAGCCAUUAAACAAAAAGAGACUUGGUUCUUUGAUUAAAGGGUAGAGAUAAAAAGUAAAGUAAUUAUUGACGGGUAGUUUAUUAUAUUAGUUAAUCAAAACUGGUUAGGGCAAAAAUAAGCUGUUAUGACGAGAGCCAAAGUUUUCUUACCGUUAGCAUGGAAAACUUCUUCCUGGGUUCAGAUGAAUCAAAUAGAAUAAUGAAAGUUCCCACAGGAACAAGAAAAAAACUGGACAGAAUCAGUUAGAACCGAAAUUAUAAUUUUAGCCUAGAAUUGUUCCUUCGUUCAGUUCGUUUUCUUGAUGACAAAGUUUACCAGCCGCAGUCCUCUUCUAAACGUCCAUAUAAGUACAAUGAGUAGAAAGGGUUCGUUCCAGCAGCUUUCGAGAUGCACAAAGAAACAACCCUGGUUUCCAUAUUGUUACUUUAGUUAUCGUUAGAUAAGGGUAAUGGUUGCAAUAAGAUUGUGGAUGAGAACAUCAUUUCGGAGAAGGCUUGGACGAAUUGGAUUAUGAUUAUAAGGUACAAGAAUAUUAAACUAUAUGUGUAUGAUAACGCACAUGUAUUUCAUCAAAGUAAAAGAGGUUUAUGUUCGUUAUGAUUCAAGUUGUCCAUACUUCAUUUGCCAACUCGCCCGAUUGCUGUAUGAGAAACCUAGUAGAAGCUGUAACUCAUAGAACCCCAUUGCCAUUUUGUUUGACAGAAUUACUAUAAAAAUGCAUGCAUUUCAGGCGUCACAGUAUUCCCUAUUUUCAAUCGAGGCAGCACUGAGCUGAAAUUGAAUUUUGGCUGAAAUUUUGCCGCUGUAUUUACAUUGAAACUUACAUUUAUAAUAAUAUACACUUGAAAAAAAUAACUCUAUUCUGAUUGUUUAAAAAUGAGUGCAGUUUUCAUGUAACACCAGUGCGAACUGCAACAAAGAUAUCCGAAGUUAGUACAAAGACACCAGAAGACUGCCGACGGUCACCCGAGGUAUUUCGAAAGUGGUGGAAGUUCACCCGAGGUAGAGGUAGAAAGAAGAGAGAUUUAGCCGUUUUACGAGACUACAAAUUGCACUCACCCUACUGUUCAUCUCGAUGAUUUGAGCGACAUCUGAAAAUUUCACCUGUUUGAUUGUCUGGCCAGAACAUGUCUACGUUGCCAGUUACAAACUUUACAAUGAUUGGAUGCUUGCGCCAAUAUGUAAAUAGUUCACCCUUGAAGCAAAAAACAAUACCGUCUCGUAAAGUUUCUGAGGAAACGAAACAAGAAUGAAAAUUAUUUUUUUCUCGAGCAUCUGAGCUGGCCGCAAUCCUAAAUCCUCCAAUUUGAUUGGCUAAUCAUACGCAUGUGACCGGUCCAGCUUUUUACGAUACGGCCCACGGGCCGGAUUUUUUUCCCGCUGCCUGAAUUUCGCUCCUAAAAGUUAGCGGUAAUCGUCAAGCUUUUGCCUUGUUUACACAUCCAUUGACGAUUAGUCAACGCAAGUUUAUCUGUUCACUUUAAAAUGGCAAGGAAAGUCACUGUAAGUAAAUUCAAUUGAGUGUUUUGAAGUUGUGAGAGUUUGCUUAACUGUUUGUAGCUUGGCCCUGUAAUGGCUUGUCAUCCUGUGUUUCUCUCGCCGUAAAAUUUGAGUCAAUUUCAGUCGACUUUACCUCUCUGAUCGUUCCUGUAUGUAGAAGAAUUUCUACAUUUAACGAAUUUCUUCGCUUUCUGCUAUUCAGUUUACGG